AUCUCAAAUGCUUUUAUUUUUUUUAAUUUUGAAGUUAUUCCAAGAAUGUUAGUUUUUAAAGCAGCUGUUUUAUUGUGUUGCAACAUAUUUACCAGGCCUUUCAUCUUCAAGGGAAAAGGAUUUUUGUAAAUUUUGGAAACAAAUAUUGUCACUCGUUUUUGUUUUACUUUGCUGUUUGUGUCAGUUAUGUCCCCUUCCCCCAAAUCUCGUGAUAGAACUCUGUGACUUUGUGUGUGUUGUGUCAGCAGACACAGCACAUAAGGUAUAAACCACCCAGGUAUUUUUUAAAUCAUAAAUGUGUACUAUUAGACUCCAGUGAGUGGAUUUCGGUGUGGAUUGGACUGGCUCAUAGAGGCAGAGCAGCUGAACGCCACCCCGAGAGGCCUCCCUGAUGGGCCAUGUCGGGCAGUGUGCUUUUAAUUUCAGCAGUACAUGGUUCUCAAGUUGGCCCCCUCUGUUCUGUCCUUUCUGGACCCAGAGGGGGGAAGUGGUUUUUAUUUGGCUCUUGGAAGGGUGCCUCUUGGAUCUGGAUAUUUAUAAACAUGAACUGGGCCACCACAGUUUGCCUCUGAAUCUCAGGGCUCAUCUCACAGCCAAACUUAGGUUCCUGGACUGGUGGCUAAAGGCCAGGUCUGAGGCCCAUCUGUGGCUCUUCAUGACGGAGCAGAGGUUUUUAGUGGAGAUUUUUGGCUAUCACAAGAAGAAAUGAACCUCUGGAAUGGUAGGAAGUUGUUUUUCUCUCCGUCAUGUCUGUAUGCCUUGUAUCACUGGGUGGCAGAGUGGAGGGGUAGUGUCUGUUUAGAUAGGGUAUGGAAUGUAGGCACUGGGUCAGUUACUAGAACAGAAGUGUUUAGUAGGGUUUUAUCGUCCUGAGCCCUCCCUGGACGCCUCAGAUGGGAGUUACAGGGCAGGGUGAGCCAUUUAGAGUUUUUGAAGAAAGCAUAUGCCUCCCGUCUAAGACUCUGGAAUCUUCCAUCUCUGGUUUAUUCACUUUAGAGAGCAGUAUUCUUGGGAAGGAGUGAGCCACAUUGGGCAGCUGUGGGUCCUGAGUUUCCCAGAAUGUCUGUGACAACAUUGGUAUCAGAAGGUUCCUGACUGUACAGUAGGCAAGGCAGCCCGUUUUGACCAAAACCCCUGCGUCUGGUUUGUGGGGGGACCACAGAGUGACCAGGGACACCUAGAGGACAUGUUGGUCCCAGGGGAAGGCUGGAAGCCAGCAUGACCAGCCCCCCUUGGCAGUGCUAGGCUCCCCUGCUGCCUAGGGGAGAGGCUUGGAAAGAGUCCCGUAGCUGCCUGUCGUGCUUUUGUCCGUGUGCUGGUUGACCACAGCGAGGUUCUCGCUCCAGGCUGGUUCCAAGUUACCUCUCUUACAUUAGACGUUGAGCCCUGCCAAGUGUAAGGAGCCCAGAGCAAUGACCCCCUUCCUAGAUCACUUAAUGUCAAAGUCAUUUGCUGUUGCGGAGUUGACUGGAAGUGGCGGUCUGCAGCAGACCUUCCCUUCUGGAGAGUUAAGGUGUUAGUUGCUGCCCUCCCCCAUAGUGAGCUUCUUCAGAAGAGAAACAUCUGGGGUGGUCCCUGAUUCACCAUAGCCCCUCAUUGAAGGCCCAGGAUGCACCCUGGAGUGCCUCUCCUCAUGGCCUCUUCAGGACUAUGGGGGUCUCCUUGUGGGGGGGGGCAGAGUGUGGCCUUGGUGGAGCUGGAGCCACCUUCUGCCACACAGUGUGCCCUUCUGACCCAGAUGUUAGAAAUGCUUUUCCCAGGUGGAGAAAUGAGCACAGGACUUGUCUCUCCCUUCUGGCUCCUGAUCAGACACAGCACAUCAGUGUUUCUAGAGUGGAGGCCCUGGAGCCUGGGCUCUGAGAUAAGAGUCUACACUGUACCCCCAGCACUCUCCUCCCUGUGGUGACUCUGGCUUAUCUGGAUCCCCUUGAGCAGGAGGGAAUAGGGUUGCUAGUGGGGAGACAUUAAGUGUGCAAAUGUGUCUUAAAAAGGGGUGAGCUCUAGUUUUACAGAGAUGGUAGCCAGAUCUGCUGUCCCAUUACAGCCUUCCCACUUCUCCAUGGCACCCAGUCCUGUGCACCCCCACCUUCGUAUCAUGCCUCUGGUUCUGCACAUUUUGCACAUCUUAAAGGUUUCUUCCCUAGUAAGAACUAGAAGGUUGAAAUGUUGAGCAGAAGGGAACAACCAGGCAGCCGUGCCAAGAAGAAGGUUUUCCGAUGUCAUUCUGGCAACAAUUUUGGCAACCAAGUCUGAAAUGUGUGGCCAAAAAUUUGAACUGAAGAUUGAUAACGUGCGGUUUGUUGGGCACCCGACACUGCUGCAGCAUGCUCUGGGGCAGGUUUCAAAAACAGAUCCGUCUCCGAAGAGGGAAGCUCCCACCAUGAUUCUUUUUAAUGUGGUGUUUGCGCUGAGGGCCAACGCAGACCCGUCAGUGAUAAACUGUCUGCACACCCUUUCCCGACGCAUUGCCACCGUGCUACAGCACGAGGAACGCCGCUGCCAGUACCUCACGAGGGAGGCCAAGCUGAUCCUGGCGCUGCAGGACGAGGUGUCCGCGGUGGCGGACGGUGAGUGUGGCAGAGUGUCUCCUACUCCACACAGCAUGGCAGGGACCUUUCGAGGCAGGGACCCCGGUCCAGCAAAUGAUGGUCCUCAGUCCCCAUUUCAUCACAUUCUGCCCAAGUGCAAGCUGGCCAGGGACCUCAAGGAAGCUUACGACAGCCUGUGUACGUCUGGCGUGGUGCGUCUCCACAUCAACAGCUGGCUGGAGGUGAGCUUCUGCCUGCCCCAUAAGAUCCACUACGCCGCGGCCAGCCUCAUCCCCCCCGAGGCCAUCGAGCGGAGCCUGAAAGCCAUCCGCCCGUACCACGCUCUGCUGCUGCUCAGUGAUGAGAAGUCCCUGCUGGGUGAGCUCCCACUGGACUGCUCCCCGGCCCUGGUGCGCGUGAUCAAGACCACAUCCGCCGUGAGGAACCUGCAGCAGCUGGCCCAGGAUGCAGACCUGGCCUUGCUGCAGGUUUUCCAGCUCGCGGCCCACCUGGUAUACUGGGGCAAGGCCAUCAUCAUCUACCCACUGUGUGAGAACAACGUCUACAUGCUUUCUCCUAACGCCAGCGUGUGUCUGUACUCCCCGCUGGCCGAACGGUUCUCCCGUCAGUUUCCGGCUCACGACCUGCCCUCUGUCCUUGCUAAGUUCUCCUUGCCUGUCUCCUUGUCAGAGUUCAGGAACCCUCUCGCCCCCCCUGUGCAGGAGACGCAGCUUGUCCAGAUGGUGGUGUGGAUGCUGCAGCACAGGCUCCUCGUCCAGCUGCACACCUACGUGUGCCUGAUGGCCUCGCCCAGGGAGGACGAGCCCCACCCUCGAGACGACGAUGUCCCCUUCACCGCCAGGGUCAGCGGCCGCAGCCUCAGCACGCCCAACGCUCUCAGCUUUGGUUCCCCAACCAGCAGUGACGACAUGACCCUCACUAGCCCCAGCAUGGACAACUCGAGUGCAGAGCUUCUCCCCAGUGGGGACUCACCGCUGAACAAGAGGAUGACCGAGAACCUGCUGGCCAGCCUGUCUGAGCACGAGCGGGCUGCCAUCCUCAGCGUGCCUGCCGCCCAGAACCCCGAGGACCUCCGCAUGUUUGCCAGGCUCCUGCACUACUUCCGCGGCCGCCACCACCUGGAGGAGAUCAUGUACAACGAGAACACACGGCGCUCCCAGCUGCUCACGCUCUUCGACAAGUUCCGCAGCGUGCUGGUGGUGACCACCCAUGAGGACCCGGUCAUUGCCGUCUUCCAGGCACUGCUCCCGUGAGGCCAGGCCGAGGACAAGGAAGCAGAGACAGGCUACUGCCAUGGGGCGGGGGCGUACCGGCCGGCAGCAGCCUUGGCACCACUGCCCUCCACGUUCUCACUCUCCUCUGGUCCUUGAAACAGCCUCAGUGUCUGAGCUGAGACGAGGCUCCCAGCUGGAGGGAGCGUCCAGGACUCGAGCCUGCGGGCUUCCCACACACAGAUCCCGGACAUGCGUUUCUCUCAGACCCUCCUCCCAGCCCGGCCCCCUCCACUGCUGCCCUCCCAGAGAGUGCUGUGUCUUUCCUGGCCCGCCCCGCUGUGGCCCGUUCCCCCUUGGACACCUGCCGCAUGAGGGACUGGGCUGACACACAGCUUUGGGGUGAGUGUGCACUGGUGUCCCCCACCCUCCCUCACACAGGCCUGAGGGACAGUGUGUCCAACCUCCUGCACACACAGCCUCCAGUGUCCUGCCUGGAGGGAGACCACUGAGGGGGGCUGUGACACAGAUACAAGCAGGACUGUUUUCUAGACACAAAGCGUUUAUUUGGUUUUUAAGCAGUUAAAAAGCCUUGUCGGAGCGGACCCUUGCUCAGGCCUGUGCGUUCUGCUCAGCUGCUCUGUCUACCACGCUGACCCAGGGGCUGUCGCGGACAUAAAAGCGCAGGGGUUUCUGGGCCCACUCUCCUGCAUGGCCGAUGCCCACUCGGGCUGCUGCCACCACAGCUGGCUCACUGGACCCCGGGGGGCUGCGCUCCAACCACACAGCCUUGUCCUUGGCCAGGUCCCGCUGGUCGAAGCUCUUGUCAAUGGCCAGGGCCUGGCACAGCUUGGAGGGGCCACUGCACAGCUCACGGUCCUUGAGGGCUCGGCCCGCGGUGCCCUUGCGGAGGGUGCUGCGAAGCUGCCGCAUGGUCUCCAGGCCCCCCAAGGGCUCCAGCGCUCGCAGCAGGACACACGCGCCAUCCCCUGUGGGACAGACGGACAGCCUAGAAAGCCAAGCCUCCCCAGGCUGUUGCCCUCCCGAGCCCAGGGCAUAUAAAUGCCAUGGAGGUGCUGCAGCUGCCUUCCUGAGCAUCCCUGCACUCACCGUCCAGAUGUCUGCCGCCUCCACCUCCUGCACCCUUGCACCUGCCACCAGUGUCUCUAUACCGGACAUGGAACUCAAACUCCAAACCCUUGAGAUCGGGUCCCACGCUCUGCCAGCUGAGCCAGCCAGGCGCCCCAGUCCAAGGGGCUCACUCAAGAGGACGCAUCUGCCUGAACUCCCUGAGCCCUGCAUGGCUGGAGAUAGUGGGGCCCUGGACCCUGGCCAGAAGAACUCUGACCGUCCAGCAAGGCUGCUCUCCUGACUGGGCCAACCCCCAGGGGCUCUGAGAGGCUCAGCUGGCCAGGCCAGUUUCCACCCUUGGACCUUGGCCACAAGGGUCUCCCCAUUGGCAUCUGGGAGCCCCGAGUGGACACAGCAGCUGGCAAGUGUUGGGGGUUUUGUGACCAGAUGCCCCUUAACCAGCCAGUUAUAUACUCGGGGUACACCAAACCUUGGGAGUUCUGUGCCUCUGCGAUUCCUGGGCUCCUCUCAGCCCACCAGCCUCAGGGCUUCCUGUGGGUGCCAUGCAUGUCCCUCACUGUCCCACAUGUGGUGAAGGAGCAGCCUGCCCCUCCAUUUCCACACCCCUAUCCUGGAGUGCAUCUGAGUCCCUCACCCUGAUGAAAACACGACACCCCUAACCUCUUCCUGUCAGGUCUCCCCACCCUCACCCGCUAGUCCUCUGUCUACACCACCUGCCCUCCUGGUGGUUUAUAUGCCACCUCCACGCCGAGAGCAGGCAGGCAACGACCAUGUCCUUGGCCUCCCCUCUCCCUCACUCUGCCUGGAUGACCCUGGCCUUCACUGUCUGUACCUGUGUGGUUUCCUGCUCCCUUGACCUGGAUGGUCACAUGUCCAUAAAGUAACAUGUCACCUCCAA
Molecule: messenger RNA, 5750 nt
Organism: Ailuropoda melanoleuca (giant panda)
Lineage: Eukaryota; Metazoa; Chordata; Mammalia; Carnivora; Ursidae
Gene: NPRL3
Product: NPR3 like, GATOR1 complex subunit
Exons: 13
Coding region: 2255-3802 (515 amino acids)
Biological process (GO): negative regulation of TORC1 signaling; positive regulation of autophagy; TORC1 signaling
Cellular component (GO): GATOR1 complex
Source: RefSeq, a predicted model, not a curated record